Molecule: messenger RNA, 2728 nt
Organism: Branchiostoma floridae (Florida lancelet)
Lineage: Eukaryota; Metazoa; Chordata; Leptocardii; Amphioxiformes; Branchiostomatidae
Product: tripartite motif-containing protein 2-like
Exons: 2
Coding region: 1-1395 (464 amino acids)
Cellular component (GO): extracellular region
Molecular function (GO): protein binding
Source: RefSeq, a predicted model, not a curated record
AUGGCGGCUGCAUCGCCAAGAUUGGCGGACCAAAUCCGCGAAGAACUGAAAUGCAGCAUCUGUUUGGAGCUGUUCACCAGGCCCAAGAAAACUUUAAUUGACAAGAAACAGGAGACAGAUAACAGCAUCAUUCAUACCUGCAACCAAAUCGUGCAGAAAAUAAAACAAAGCACAUACAAACUCUUGUCUGAAGCAAAGGAAAACCAUACAAAAAACCUGGACCGAAUACAGACUGAAAGGGACAGAGUGUUGGCAGAUGUCAAUGAACUGUCUGCUGCCUGUGAUCGAGCAGAACAAGAACUGCAGCAGGGAUGGGUCGAGAUUCUCAAUCUCAGUCAGCAAACCGCUUUGACAGAUGUGGUAGGAAAGUACAGGGGAAAAGCACCACCAACUCUUGUCCAAACCCAGCCUGCUGUCUUUCAGCCCACAGACACCCCAGUGCCAGUAUUGGGACAUGUGACGGUCCCGUCUCUCCCAUCACCAAUCCCAACAGCACCUACACCUAGUAGGACUGAUACAGCAGAGGGCAGAGGUCAUCACCAUGGUAACCAAAAACAAGGUGAGCAUCAGCCUCAGUGGAUCACAUUUGGUGGAAAAGGAUCACGAACAGGACAGUUUAUGUAUCCAGUUGGUGUUACAGUGUCAGAUGAAGGGGAGAUCUUUGUAGCAGACAGGGGGAACAUGAGAAUCCAAGUCUUCACCCUGCAGGGAACAUUUGUCCGGCAGUUCCCAAUAGUUGCGUCAGGUGGACAAAAGAUGAAACCACAUGAUGUAGCCAUGGACGGAGAGGGGAACCUGUGGGUGGUGGGGAAUACAAGGUUUGCUGGGUUUGCUGUGCAGUACAAUAAACAGGGCAGGGUGCUGAGGAAGUUUGACCUACAGAGGUCAGGGUGGAGCAGAGGAGUUGCCGUGGACACCAGGAGGAACCACAUCCUCAUCACACAAACCACAGGAGACUGGGACAAACCACACGGUGAAGUUUUGGUGUUCAGCCCAGAUGGAACAUUUGUGAGAACUGUGGGUCAGCAGCAGGGGAUGAAGUACUUAUGGUUCAUCACUGUGGAUAGGGAAGGGAACAUCCUCGUGUCAGACAUAUGGAAUCACUCUAUCUACAUUUUCAAUGAGGACGGACAGUUCCUGUUCAAGUUUGGAGGUAAGGGAAGUGGUGUAGGUCAGUUGCAGGAUCCUCAUGGUAUCUGUACAGACGGGGCAGGUAACAUCAUUGUGGCAGACAGGGAUAACAGACGUGUGGAGAUGUUUGACAAGACAGGGAAAUUCAUCAAACACAUCACUACAGACGUAGUGAGGUUACAGGCUGUUGCCAUGGCGACACAGGGACAGCUGGUUAUUACAAAUGAACAAGGGCACAAUGUCAGCAUAUUCUGGAACUUCUGAAUCUGAACGAGGUGAAAUAUGUUUUUUUUUAAUCAGAUAAAAACAAAUAUUUUCUAAUUACUUCAAAUCAUUAGUAGAUAUCAAUUUGCGCAACCGUGAGUUUGUAUCUUUCAUCAUUAUGCACAUGAAAAACAUAGAUUCAUUGCAGUGGUAUGUACAAAAGUGCUGUAUUUUGUCAUAGAUAAUAUUAGGGGUAAUAAAACCUGAUGGUGUCAUCAAUAUGGCCCCAAAAAAUCAGAUUUAGAAUUCUUUCAUGCCCAUCUUUCAAUAUUCGUUACGGCUCCAUUCUUUCUUAAUUCAUUGAUGAGAAAACAAUGGAAGGUCAAAAUGCUAAUUUAGCCAACUUAAAUACCUUAAUCAAACAGUACAUUAUCAAUUUCCAAACUUGGUCCAGCACUGUUGAUAUUUUACAGCAGAAGAAACUGUUCUACAUAGCAAAAUAACGCAGCAGUGAAUACAUCACCCAAGCUACCAGUCAAAAGAACCUCUAGAACUCACUCAGCAAAAUCUAACUUUGUCACAAGGGCAACAUCAAAACAAUUAUAUCACAUUCAUUAUAAUGGGUCCGUUAAAACAAACUAAGGUCUUAUAGACUGUUCAAGUCAAUAACAGGAUAUAGAUAUUGAUAAUAUGCAAAAGAGGACUUGAUGAUGAUGAUGAUUGGUUUAUUUAUUUCAAAAUCGAGGAUACCUGGCAGCCAAAGGCUGAAUUGCGUAUCUUCUUACAGGGAUCACAAUAACAAUCAUUUAACAUUAUACAUUAUACAUCUCAAAAACAAACACUUCGGAUUGAACUUACAGUACUAAAUGCGGAGGAAACGAGUAAACUACUGUAACAGUUUUAAAAUUCUGUAGUUACAGAUGAAAGUGAUUAAAAAUAUAUCUCUGCUAUCUGUCAACUAGCUAUAGCUAUAGACGUCAUUUCCUGAUAGCAAAAGUAUCGUAUCACACAAAAUGGAGAAAUACAUUGCUCUUGAAGCCGUAGUAAUUACUUUACAUCAUCGUUGAGAAGUCGAACCAAGUAGGGUAUAGGGCCUGGGGAGUCCCUGUAUCUAUUUGUUCUACAUUUAACCACUCUGAGUUUGUUAGAGUUUCUGGUGUUUCGUCCAUGAAGCUGACCUGUCUUCUGUGGGAGCAUGUCUGGGCCCAGUUUCUUUGCGAAUUUUCUGCACAAGUCCUCGCGUCUUUGUUGCAGAGUGUGAAGGCCGGUGCGCUCCAGUGCCGCUUCAUAGGACGUGUACUGUCCGCCCAAGAUGGUACGGAGAGCUCUCUUCUGAAUUCUUUCCAACCGUGCAGUGUGUUCCUUGGUGAGUCCGGGAUGCCAUACAGGCACG